AUGGACUGGAUCCUCGACAGCGGGUAUUUGCCCCAUGCCAUCAUCAGAAUAGGCAUCCGGCGACAGCUUCAGGAGCGCCUCGACUCCAUCGCGAGCACUUCCCUCAGCCUUGACUAUGAGCGCAAGAUGGCCUUCAUCGAGAAACUUCGCACCCAGCCUAUUGCCAUUGAGACUGCAACUGCCAAUAAGCAGCACUACGAGGUUGGCACCGGGGUCCUUGCUGCGUGUUUGGGUCCUCGUAUGAAAUACUCGUGCUGCCUGUACCCCAAGGGCGGCGAAACGCUCGCCCAGGCCGAGGUGGCCAUGCUGCAGACCUAUGUCGAAAAGGCCGAAUUGAAGGAUGGCAUGAGUAUCCUGGAUCUUGGCUGUGGUUGGGGAUCGUGUGCUAUGUACUUUGCCGAAGUUUUUCCCCACUCCAAGGUUACAGCCUUUUCCAACUCCAAGACGCAAAAGGAGUACAUUGAUGCCAAGGCCGAGGAGAAGGGACUCACGAAUCUUACCGUCAUCACCGGCAAUGUCGUUGACUAUGAGUUUGACCAAGAGUCGUUCGACCGAGUCGUUUCAAUUGAGCUGUUCGAGCAUAUGAAGAACUAUGAGCUCCUCAUGGCCAAGGUCGGGCGGGCACUGAAGCCUGGCGGCAAGCUGUUCGUUCACAUAUUUGCCCACAAGACCACGCCGUACGAUUAUGAGGAGGGCUGGAUGACCACGCAUUUCUUUACCGGAGGCACAAUGCCGUCGACUGAUCUUCUCCUCUUCUUUCAGGAUAACCUCAGGAUCCGAAAGCAGUGGUGGGUCAAUGGCCAUCACUACUCCAAGACAUGCGAGGACUGGCUGAGCAAGAUGCUUGCACACAAGAAGGAAAUCUGGCCACACCUGGUCGAGACGUAUGGGAAAUUGGACGCCAGCGCAUGGUAUAAUCGGUGGCAGAUAUUUUACUUGGCGUGUUCCGAGCUGUUUGCCUAUCAAGGCGGGGACACCUGGGGCGUCGCGCACUACCUGUUCGAGAAGCCCGGCAAAUGA
Colletotrichum graminicola M1.001 is the source of this 1020-nucleotide messenger RNA. Its product is annotated as methyltransferase domain-containing protein. The transcript has 6 exons. NCBI's taxonomy places the organism in Eukaryota, Fungi, Ascomycota, Sordariomycetes, Glomerellales, Glomerellaceae. The coding region runs from base 1 to 1020 and encodes 339 amino acids. The record is from RefSeq and is a predicted model, not a curated record.